Molecule: messenger RNA, 1229 nt
Organism: Anoplophora glabripennis (Asian longhorned beetle)
Lineage: Eukaryota; Metazoa; Arthropoda; Insecta; Coleoptera; Cerambycidae
Exons: 3
Coding region: 178-936 (252 amino acids)
Source: RefSeq, a predicted model, not a curated record
UUAAUAAUUGUUUUUAACUUUGUUUUGUGUGUUACACAAAAAAAUAGGCAUAAAAUAUCGAAUAAUGGAAUAACAACUGAAAGGCCUUUUAAUAACGCAGGCGGCUAUAAGAAAAUGUUAUCUGGUGAGAAAGACAGUCUGUCAAGUUAAACAAGCACAGCCAAGCAGCUCAAGAAAAUGGAAUUCACAGAUGCUCAGGUACAGGAAGCCAAAACUUUUGGAGAGUUUUACGUGGACAUGAUGGAGAAUUAUAGAAACACGGUGAAAUAUUAUUUAUCCGAAGACGUGAUUUUAGACUGGUUCGGUCAAACAGUCAAAGGCGAACAGAAUGUCAGUGUAUUUCUUAAGAAAACGCUUUCAUCUGUUAGACAUUACCUUUCGGAUGCUGCGCCAGCCAAGAAAAUAGGAUUUAGAGACACUCAUGUUGUUAAAAUUCCGAAACAGUCGAAAAAAAUCCCAUUGGGAUUAAUGAGCCCCCCGAGAAUUUCUUACCAGAAAACCCAGACAAAAACGCCUAAAAAGUCGUCUGAUCCCUCCACCAGCUCUAGCAGCUUAAGAGAAAAAUGUAGCAGGAGCAGAGAGCAAGGCCAAGGCGACGGCUUCCAUAACACCACGGAUUUACCCGUGUCUCCGGCGAAAAGAUUUAAAUCGGCCGAAAGCGACUGCGUUGAAAAUGACGUUGAAACCGUAGAAGGCGAAAGUGACGUUACCCCAAAAAUAAAAUACAUGAUCGCGGAGGGUUCGUUAGAAUUCCACAAGCCCAGCCUUAAAAAACUGCAGACGGAAACGAAAUGGAAGAGGCCUUGUAAGUUAAGUGUUGCCUACUCUUCGGUAAACUGUCAUGACUGCGUUAUAUAUUUGAUUAUAUACGAAGGUAACGUUAAAUGUAGGAGGAAUCUCAUGAAGGAGUUCGAGGCUGAGGAGCCGGAUAAUUAAAUCGUUCCUUUAUUCUAAGGUUAAGUUUAAGCUUGAACAUUGAAAUGUGAAAUCAAGUGCUUUAAUUAGAUAUUUUAUAUUAAACGUAAAGACGAUCGUGUUUGUGUAAAUACGAUAAACGUGAAAUAUUAUCAGUUGUUAUAACGUUGUUUCCACUGCAAAAUAUUGGAGCAGUACAUCCUGUGAAAAAUUUUAAAUGCCGGUCAUUUAAGAUGGAGAAUAAUAAUUUUUUUAUGUGACGGUUGUAACCUGAAAGUGUUGCAAGUGAUUUGUAAUAAACGUGAACAAAAUAA